This is a messenger RNA of Chelmon rostratus (copperband butterflyfish), 2674 nucleotides long. It is a transcript of the gene exo1, whose product is annotated as exonuclease 1. Gene Ontology annotation, biological process: mismatch repair; DNA recombination. The coding region runs from base 176 to 2569 and encodes 797 amino acids. Lineage: Eukaryota; Metazoa; Chordata; Actinopteri; Chaetodontiformes; Chaetodontidae. Gene Ontology annotation, molecular function: 5'-flap endonuclease activity; 5'-3' DNA exonuclease activity; metal ion binding. The transcript is spliced from 14 exons. Gene Ontology annotation, cellular component: nucleus. The record is from RefSeq and is a predicted model, not a curated record.
GCCCAUACUGAACGACUUCUUUUGCCGCUAAAACUAAACUCGCUCUAUGCCAACUGAUAUAUAACAUCAAGAAGACGAAGAAAGUGGCUCCAGCUUCUGCUCCCUGUAUGUGUGGAUAAAAGUUACAUUGAAGAAAAGAUUUUGGAAUCAGCGUGGCUCAAAUCGGCAGCUGAAAAUGGGGAUCUCUGGACUGCUGCAGUUCAUCAAAGACGCAGCAGAGCCCAUCAGCGUGAAAAAAUACAAAGGCCAAACCGUGGCUGUGGACACGUACUGUUGGCUGCAUAAAGGAGCGUUUUCAUGUGCUGAGAAGCUCGCUAAAGGAGAGCCAACUGAUCAGUAUGUGUGGUACUGCAUGAAAUUUGUGGACAUGCUGUUGAGCUUCAGAGUCAAACCAAUUCUGGUGUUUGAUGGACGCAAUCUGCCUUCAAAAAAAGAAGUGGAAAAAGCUCGCAGAGACCGCAGAGAGGCCAACCUUCAGAAAGGCCGACAGCUGCUACGUGAGGGCAAAGUGUCUGAGGCCAGAGACUGUUUUACCCGCUGUGUGAACAUCACCCCAGCCAUGGCUCAUAACCUUAUCAAGGCUGCGAGGGCAAGAGGGGUGGACUGUGUUGUGGCUCCAUAUGAAGCUGAUGCUCAGUUAGCUUACCUCACUAAAUCUGGUUUGGCCCAGGCUGUCAUCACAGAAGACUCUGACCUGCUGGCAUUUGGCUGCAAAAAGGUCAUCCUCAAAAUGGACAAACAGGGCAACGGCCUGGAGAUAGAUCAAAAUAACCUUGGCCGCUGCCGCUCUCUGGGGAACGUUUUCACAGAGGAGAAGUUUCGCUACAUGUGCAUCCUCUCUGGCUGCGAUUAUCUGGCCUCCCUGCAUGGUAUCGGCCUGGGCAAGGCCUGCAAGCUGCUGCGGCUGGCCAAAGACCCUGAUAUUCUAAAGGUGAUCAGAAAGAUGGGCCAGUACCUGAAGAUGAAUCUAGUCGUCCCUGAACAGUACAUCGAAGGAUUCAUCAGAGCCAAUAACACCUUUCUCUACCAGCUGGUGUUUGAUCCUAUCAGGAGGAGGGUUGUGCCCCUCAAUCCCUACCCAGAGGACAUGGACCAGACCACCCUCAGCUACGCUGGACUUAAUCCAGGAGAUGACAAAGGCUUGCAGAUGGCCAUGGGAAACCUUGACAUCAACACCAUGGAGAGGAUAGAUGACUUUAACCCAGACAAACCUAUUCCACAGCCCUCUAAACCCCGUAGUCACAGCUGGAACGACUCACCAGCUCAAACUGGGCCCAGUAUUUGGAGCAGAGGCUACAAGCCAGCAUCUGCUGCCUCUCUCUGCUCUGCUGCCUCCCCAGACAGGCCUCCCUCCACCAGGGGGAAGGAGAGAGUCAUCGGCCUGGACGGCCUGAGGCUGCCCUGCAGAGAGCUGCAGGUGAAGCGACCACGAGAAGACUCCACUAUAUCAGACCAGGACGUGCUGCAGCAGUACUCAGCCUCCAGUCAGAAGCGACCGAGAUCAGAUCAACAGCUGGACAAGCCAGUAUUAACCACGCAGUCCUGGCCACGCAACCGCUUUGCCACCCUGCUGCAGAGGAGGACCCAGGAGGAUGAGGAGAACGGCCAAGCCACAUUCAGCAGAUUCUUCAGCGGUUCAAGUUCAGUAUCCAGUCUGAGCACUAACGAGUCUGUUCAGGAGGAUUUACCUCAGCAUGUGGAGACCAGAGCUGAGAGUCCCGCUCAGGACAACUCUCCCUUCGCCCAGUCCAAUGACAGCGAUGGUCCCGACGCGCCGUCAAUGGACACCCCCAGCCCGCCUCCAUCACCAAACACCACAUCUCCCAGCUCAACCAGUGAGGGCCUCAGACUGUUUUGCUGGUCAGGCAGCUCCACCUCGACUGAACGAACGAGAAAGGCCACCGCAGGCCUGGCUGUCCUGCAGCAGUUUCAGUAUAAGAAGGAGACUUCUUCCUCUUCCAUUAAGACUCAAAGAUCCCCCAGAGACACGUCACCCCCAUGUCCAUCCUCCACUGGCAGAAACCCACAGGACAUGGAUGACCUUCCAGACUCCCCUCCGUCCCAGGACAGUGCCUACUUCUCCCAGUCCCAGCCUUACCUCACUUCCUGCCAGAAAGAGGAACUCCCCACCUACAGCUUCCCCUCCUCCUACCAGGAGGAUGCUGCAUCUGAAAUGAAUUCAUGCAAAGAUUCAGAGCCAGAGCAGAGUCCCACACACUCAACCGAAGCAGAUAAGAAAAACGGCGUGCUGAGGUCUAAGGUUUCAGGUCUGUCAAAGCCAAACUCCAGCAGCGCGGGUCAAGCAGCAAAGGUGCGAGCGUUGGGUCCAGCCAGGGCCAGCGGACUGAGGAAAAAGUCGAUGAGUUCGGGGAAGAAAAUCCCCUCCCCCAACAACGAGAACAAACCUGGUGUCCAGGCCACCAUCAGCAGCCUCUGGAAGAACUUCAGCUUCAAAAAAGAUGCCCAGAAGAUGUCUCUCCAUAAGGAUGGAGAGCCCAUGUCUCCAGUCAAAGACGACCUGCUGGCCAGCUCAUCGCGAACGGACAUGAACUUAAUCACCAGCUUCUGAUCGAUGCUUUGAAUGUUCCACAAGUGCUGUGCACACUGUGUGGGAGUGAAGCUUUUAAACAUACCAUGUAUGUCAAUGAUUUCUCAUCAACCUGUGAUUCUUAGU